This is a messenger RNA of Salvelinus fontinalis (brook trout), 3201 nucleotides long. Its product is annotated as ESX-1 secretion-associated protein EspI-like. The record is from RefSeq and is a predicted model, not a curated record. The coding region runs from base 2085 to 2543 and encodes 152 amino acids. Lineage: Eukaryota; Metazoa; Chordata; Actinopteri; Salmoniformes; Salmonidae. The transcript is spliced from 2 exons.
GGAUCUGUCCACUGUGGCCAUCAGAGACGAUACAAACGCUGUCUCAACGUUUACUCCCACUCUCUCGCUAUAUGGUGCGAAGUGGCUUCUUCUCAUUCUGAAUCCUCUAGCAUUCCUGCUCCUAACAGUGCUUAAAUGCUCUCUCAAUUUCUGGCUGAAUGUCUGUGCUGGUCUUUGUUGUGAAAGGGUUUGCUAAAUGAGUUAUCGUAGAAAACACUAAGUUUGAGGGCCAAUCUCAUAGUGGGAAAUUGUCGAGACAUAGUUUGGUUGUAUGCUCCAUGAAUUUACCAUGUAUUACAGGGGGUAGAACCUCAUCAGAAAGCAUUGGCCAUAGCAGUCUCUGAGAUAGAAGUCAGUACUGUACUGUUUGUUGAUGCAUCUACUUUUAGAAAGCAUCACAUGGAUGCAUUUCAUUAUUUGUCUUGAGAAGAUGUUGGUUCUUGAUGCAUCAUUCAAGUGUAAUUGAGUUUUUUAACUCUUGGUUUGCCUGUCCACUCUAUAGAAGGAAGCUUUCCUUGCUCGUAUGAGACGAGCGCACCAGGUAAACCAGAGUGGUGCUUGUCGUGUGUUGAUGAUUGUGGAUUGACCAGUCAUACAGUAUCAAAUCAAAUUGUAUUAGUCGCAUGCGCUGAAUACAACAGGUAUUCACCUUACAGUGACAUGCUUACUUACCAGCCCCUCACCAACGACGAAGUUUAAACAUAAUAAUCAAAAUUCAACUUAUUGUGAAGAAUUGAUGACUAAAAUGUUUGCCUGUAAUUCAAACAAAGGAUUGGUGUGAUUUGUCAUUUGAUCGUACUGAUUGAUUUGUGUUUAGAUAAAUGUUUCAUACAUACCCUUAUUUUCUUGAGUGUAGGUUUGUGUGUUUUGAGAUGCAUGGAUUUCCUGCAUUUCCAAUGGUCUCAAAUUGUUCCUAGUUUUAGCUCCAUUGCAGCAGCAAUCAACAUACAGUAAUUGCUCUUUUUACACACAUUUCUGUAAUAUUUCAGGUUCACAUGCCAUAGUAGUUUACACUCUACACAUAUUGGUUACUUAGACGUCACUCUGUUUAAUUUUACAUUUACAUUUACAUUUAAGUCAUUUAGCAGACGCUCUUAUCCAGAGUGACUUACAAAUUGGUGCAUUCACCUUAUGACAUCCAGUGGAACAGCCACUUUACAAUAGUGCAUCUAGAUCUUUUAAGGGGGGGGGGGGCAGAAGGAUUGCUUUAUCCUAGGUAUGAACCAUUCACGUGGUGGAUGACUCAAAUGUAUUGUACUGAAGUGAAUGAGUCAGAAGGAGUUUUGCACAGGUUCAACUUUGAUAGCCAUAAACAGUAGUUAAGUUCUUAAAGUCUUCCAUUAGUUCUAAAGUCUUCCGCUGGCUCCUACAUGGGAAAUUAGAAAGUGAUCACGGGAGCCUUGCUUUAUUCACAACACUAGAGAGACUCCGCCUGGACAGAGGAGCAACUGAGGAAGGAUGCGUCCGUUUGGGACAUAAUGAAGUCUUCGAAGGGUAAUGGCACCUCCAGGUCCAAAAGAGCUAGCCAGGUAUUCCUACUGUAGCCUAGCCACCCACUGCUAUGUCCAUACAACACAUCUAAUGACAACAAUACAACCCAACCAUUUCCCUCACACAGUAUGACCCCCCCUUCCCCUGAUAUGGAUUGCCUUUUGGGAUGUCAAUUGCCAUGACAUCCUUGAAAGAUAAUCCCACCACCCUUAGACAGUAUGUGAUUGGAUAUUUACUGUAGCAUGGAAGACAUCAGCAUGAAAGCAACUGAAGCAUGUUGACAGUACAUUUACCAGAUGCAUGUCGUAAAAAGGCACGUGUGUGUAUUACAAACAGACCUGAAUGGGAUUGUGAGGCGCUCUGGAAUUUGAAGAGAGCCAUGUUGUGUCUAAUAGCAGACGUGUUUGGAUGAUUUGGAUGUUUUGCGUCAAGACUUCCCUGUUUUAGGAUUGUAGAAACUAGAAAGUUGAAUGGCCCCAGUGAGUGAAGUUGUGUACACACCACAGGGUUGUAGACCUGGUUAAGAGCAUGACACAGCAUGUCUCCCUACCAACACCCCCAGACCCCAGUGCUUGGUGUGUCUCUUACCUUGCAUGGUGGGCGGUCUCCUUUGGGGAAACCCUCAUGAGCCCCCCCACCACCCUCCCCAUCCUCUACCCCAGGAACAAGUGAAGAAGCUGGAUGAUGAGAUCUGGGCAAUCCUCUCCAACUUUCCAGCCGGCUCUCCUCCCUUCCCUCCCUCCUCUUCCUCUGAGAGGAAGGUCCCCAGCGCCUCGUAUCGGGCGGGGUCUCGUACCCCCCUGAGGCCCCCUUCUCCCCCUUCCUCCCUCUCUGGUAUCUCCUCCCUGGUACGGCCUACUAGUCCUCAGCCAGCCUCCCCAGGUCACUCUCCUCGACAGCAGACUCAACAGCGGGGGACCAAGAACAUAGUGGGUCCUCCUAGUGCUCCCAGUGGCCCCGGGCCUGCAGGGGCCUCCAGCCAGGUAGACAUGAUGACAGGCUGGCUGACUGACGGACGGACGGACAGACUGACUGAUUGGCUGGCUGAAUGACGGACAGACAGACAACCAGACUGACUGACUGCAUGUCCCUGCUCUUGACAAACACAGGCAGAGGAAACUGCCUCCCUCCAUGUGAUAACAUACUGUAGCCAGGAAGGUUAAUCAACAACCGAUCAGGUUGAUCAGAAAGUCAUCCAUUCACGAAUCAUGAGAGUGAAUAUUUCACAGGGUUAUCCUGUACAGUUUUCAUUAGUAUUGUCAAAGUGUUCACCGCCUGGGUCUUUUUCAAAAGAACAAGAAAGAGAACAUAGGGCUGAAAAGGGCAGUAUGUGCAUAAAUUCCAUGACUAAGCAGGGUGGCAUUUUCCUCUUUAAAGCACAGUACACAAUUACUGUUAAAGUCGUACUCUGUAGUUCUUCACUUAAAGAGAAGCACUGGAUUUGUAAUCUAUAAUUAUACUGUACAAGGGUCUAAACAUAUACACCUGUCGCACAGUCACAUUUACAAGCUGUGAUUUUCACAUUAUACACACUGGAUGCUGUUGUUUUAGUUGCCCGUUAACACAUGGUGUGAGUGUCACUUUGUCACCAAGUAGUAGUUAACUAGUAGAGGACCAAAAUGUAAACCCUUUCUCUGCUCUCCUCUCUACUGUGCUUGCGAUGCCUCUUUCUCUCUCUCUCUCUCCUUGCGUAUCUUUUGAGCUCUGUCU